This is a messenger RNA of Limulus polyphemus (Atlantic horseshoe crab), 2136 nucleotides long. Its product is annotated as aquaporin-7-like. Gene Ontology annotation, biological process: glycerol transmembrane transport; water transport. Gene Ontology annotation, molecular function: glycerol channel activity; water channel activity. Bases 131 to 1021 code for a protein of 296 amino acids. NCBI's taxonomy places the organism in Eukaryota, Metazoa, Arthropoda, Merostomata, Xiphosura, Limulidae. Gene Ontology annotation, cellular component: plasma membrane; basolateral plasma membrane. The transcript has 7 exons. The record is from RefSeq and is a predicted model, not a curated record.
UCAUUGGUUACUGGAACAGCUCGGCAGAUCUGAUGAAUUAUAAAUGCUGUGUAGUCAAUCAAGAACAUCACAGAAAAGUUAGUUUCUCUGAAAAGAACAAUUAGCUUUCAAUAGAUCGAUUUUCUCCACUAUGUCGAAAGUUCCGUAUCGAUGGGUAAAAAGAUUUAAAGUAAAGAAUCAAGCUGUCCGUGAGUUCCUGGCAGAAUUUUUCGGCACUUUUAUACUGAUUCUUUUUCUUGAUGCAUCAUUAGCUCAGACAGUACUCGAUGGUCGUGGAGUUAGUGACAUAUUUGGUGUUGUGUUUGUCUCCGGGGUUGGAGUAAUGAUGGGAGUUGCUACUUCAAUGGGGGUUUCAGGUGGUCACAUUAAUCCUGCGGUUACAACAGCUUUUGCUUCCUUAGGCAAGUUUCCUUGGAGGAAAGUUCCUCAUUACUUGGCUGCUCAGCAUCUUGGAGGAUUUGUGGCUUCUGCUGUAAUUUACUUUAACUAUAUUGAUGCUUUAAACUGGUUCGACGGCGGCAACAGGACAGUUGUUGGACCAACGGGCACUGGUUACAUCUGGGCUACUUAUCCAAAGGACCAUAUUUCUAUUGCGAAUUGUUUUCUUGACCAGAUUGUGGGAACUGGAAUAGUAAUGUUCUCAAUCUUAGCUGUAGUUGACAAGAGAAAUAUCAAGUUUCCGAUGUGGGGAGCUGCGAUCACCAUUGGUUUAAUGAUUGCAUCUGUGGCUAUGGCUUAUGGUACUAACUGUAUGGCCGCUUUAAAUCCAGCUCGUGAUUUUGCUACGCGAACAUUCACCGCUGUUGCUGGUUGGGGCUCAGCACCCUUCAGUUAUCGUAACUACAACUACUGGUGGAUCGGUUUGGUUGGGCCCCAUCUAGGCGCUAUGGUUGGAGGAUGGUUGUACUAUUUAGGUGUCGAACUUCACUGGCCUGAUGAUGAAGAUGAGGCAACAGAGAAAGAGCUGAAAGAACUGGUGGACAACGAUGACAAUGUUAAAAAAGACAAGACUGCUGUUUAACAACGCUGAAGCUUAACUUUGAAAGACGAAAAUUAUGGGGAUUGAUAUCCAGAAGAUUCUACGUACUCUACUUACUGGAAGAAUUCUCAGCACCCUAAAUAUUUUACGGCACAGAAAGAAAUAAUGAAAUAUUAAUAUGGCGUACAGCAUAUUCACGGAAAACAAAAUUUGUAUACGCUAUGACUCUCGAUAUUUACAUCGUUAAUGUAUAAUAAUCCAAUUUAUUGUUUAUUUCAUUGUUUUGCUUGUUUGUUAUCAAACGUAAAAGCAUUUUGUGCUUAAUUAGUUAACGAAAAGCAUAGAUGUUAUUUACAUGUAUUACGACUUCAAUCAUGCUUAUGUCUACCUACUUACUGUACAACUGAAAAAUAGCAUUUAAAGUUAUGAUAUUUAACGUUAAAACCCCAAGAACAUAUAUAUAUAUACCGAAAAGGUAGACUCUCGUUUAUUCGAAAGACUUCAUAUGAAACUUUUAUGAAAGUUGACAAAACACCUGUACUGCAUCUUUUUCUCGUCUUUUAUAAAUUAAUAUUACAAUAAACUUCUUUUAUGUAACUUGUAUAGCGUGUAUUAAAGUUAAUUCAUUUGACGUGAAAAGUAAAAACUCAUAUGAAAAUAGAGUCAUCUCUGAAAAUUUAAAUGUUUGCUUAUUUUGAUUUAUUAGUUUUACUUAUAAACAAUUAAUUACGAUUAUUUUUAGAGCUCUACACAUUUGAAAGUAGCAUGUAAGCAUUGUUACCGGGACAUCUAACGUUAGAACAGCAUUGUUUAUUUCUGUAAAAGUUGACCUGUAAGCAUUGUUACCGGGACAUCUAACGUUAGAACAGUAUUGUUUAUUUCUGUAAAAGUUGACCUCUAUUGUUUUUUAAUGAACAAUAACUUACAAUGGUGUUUCAAUUAAUUGAUAUCAGUUGAGUUAAAGCGUUUCCAUGUCGUCGAAAUGUUUUAUUGAGUUUCUUGAUGUUUUAGGGAUAGUAUUGUCUAAAGUCUGACAGUACAAGCAGAAGAAACUAAUUUUGAAUCAUAAUUUGUGUUUUACCUCUUGUCAGAUUCGAAACCGAUUAAAUGUGGCUGGCUAUACUAUUUUAAUAAUAAAAAAUAUCUUUUAGGCAGUU